CUUUGGUCCAGAGAGAGGGCUACUUUUCCCAGGAGCUUCUUUGAUGCUGAGGCAGGCUGAGAUUCCUAGAGUCCAGGACUGAUUUCCAGAGCUGCACUUAGGUUGGGACAGUUGGAAGUCUCCUUGUACACCAUGCUGCGUUUAAGUCUCUCACCCAUGUUUUCAAUGGGAUUUCAUCUGUUAGCUCUGCUGGCUCUCUUAUUUUACCAUGUGGACUUUGUAACUGCUGAGACAGAAAAGGAAGGAGGAAAAAAUGAAACUGGUGGAUGUGCUGGCUCAUAUGAAUGUAAGCAAGGGGUGAUUUUGCCCAUUUGGGAGCCCCAAGAACCUUCUUUUGGAGACAAAAUUGCUAGAGCCACUGUGUAUUUUGUGGCAAUGGUCUACAUGUUCCUCGGUGUCUCUAUCAUUGCUGAUCGGUUCAUGUCUUCGAUAGAAGUCAUCACAUCUCAAGAGAGAGAAAUAACCAUAAAGAAACCCAAUGGAGAGACCACCAAGACGACUGUGAGGAUCUGGAAUGAGACUGUGUCAAACCUGACCCUGAUGGCCCUGGGAUCUUCUGCUCCUGAGAUUCUGCUUUCAGUCAUUGAAGUGUGUGGCCAUAACUUCAAUGCUGGAGACCUCGGCCCGAGCACCAUCGUGGGAAGUGCUGCCUUCAACAUGUUCAUCAUCAUUGCAAUCUGUGUUUAUGUGGUCCCUGAUGGCGAGAACAGGAAGAUCAAGCAUUUGCGAGUGUUCUUUGUGACAGCAGCCUGGAGCAUCUUUGCCUAUACCUGGCUGUACAUCAUUUUGUCUGUCAGCUCUCCUGGAGUUGUGGAGGUCUGGGAAGGUUUGCUUACUUUCUUCUUCUUUCCCAUCUGUGUGGUGUUCGCUUGGAUCGCAGAUAGGAGGCUUCUGUUUUACAAGUAUGUCUACAAGCGGUAUCGUGCUGGCAAGCAGAGGGGAAUAAUCAUCGAACAUGAAGGAGAGGGGCCAUCUUCCAAAACUGAGAUUGAAAUGGAUGGAAAAGUGGUCAACUCUCAUGUUGAUAGUUUCUUAGAUGGAGCUCUGGUUCUUGAAGUUGAUGAGAAGGACCAAGAUGAUGAGGAAGCUAGGCGAGAAAUGGCUAGGAUUCUCAAGGAGCUUAAGCAGAAGCAUCCGGAGAAAGAAAUAGAACAAUUAAUCGAAUUAGCCAACUAUCAAGUCCUAAGUCAGCAGCAAAAAAGCCGAGCAUUUUACCGUAUUCAAGCUACUCGCCUAAUGACUGGAGCUGGCAACAUUUUGAAGAGACAUGCAGCUGACCAAGCAAGGAAGGCAGUUAGCACACAGGAAGUCAACAACGAAGUGGCAGGAAAUGACCCUGUUUCUAAGGUCUUUUUUGAGCAAGGGUCAUACCAGUGCUUGGAGAACUGUGGUACAGUGUCCCUGACCAUUAUCCGCCAAGGUGGCAACUUAGCCAACACGGUACAUGUUGACUUCAGAACAGAAGAUGGCACAGCCAAUGCUGGCUCUGAUUAUGAAUACACCGAAGGGACUGUGGUCUUUAAGCCUGGGGAGACCCAGAAGGAAAUCAGAGUUGGCAUCAUCGAUGAUGAUAUCUUUGAGGAGGAUGAAAAUUUUCUUGUGCAUCUCAGCAACCUCAAAGUAUUUACUGACACUCAAGAAGAUACCAUUCUGGAAGCCAACCAUGUGGCCACACUGGCUUGCAUCGGUUCACCCUCCACGGCGACCAUAACCAUUUUUGAUGAUGACCAUGCAGGCAUCUUUACAUUUGAGGAAUCUGUGCUCCACGUGAGCGAGAGCAUUGGCACCAUGGAGGUGAAGGUGCUGAGAACAUCUGGAGCCCGAGGAAAUGUUAUUGUGCCCUAUAAAACCAUCGAAGGGACUGCCAAAGGUGGAGGAGAAGACUUUGAAGACACUUGUGGACAGCUCGAGUUCCAGAACGAUGAAAUUAUGAAGAUCAUUACCAUUAGACUAUUUGACCGUGAGGAAUAUGAGAAAAAGAGCAGAUUCUUCCUUGAGCUUGAGGAACCAAUAUGGAUAAGAAGAGGAAUGAAAGCCCUGUUAUUGAAUGAGCUUGGUGGCUUUACACUAACAGAGGAAGGUGAUGUCAAGAAGCCACUGACAAGCAAAGAAGAAGAGAAAAGGCGCAUCGCGGAACUGGGGCGCCCCAUCCUGGGAGAACACACCAGGCUGGAGGUGAUCAUUGAAGAAUCCUAUGAAUUCAAGAACACCGUGGACAAACUCAUUAAGAAGACAAACCUGGCCCUUGUGGUGGGGACAAACAGCUGGAGAGAACAGUUCAUUGAAGCUAUCACUGUCAGUGCUGGGGAGGAUGACGAUGAUGAUGAAUGUGGGGAGGAGAAGCUGCCCUCCUGUUUUGACUACGUGAUGCACUUUCUGACUGUGUUCUGGAAGGUCCUAUUUGCCUUCGUCCCCCCUACCGAAUAUUGGAAUGGCUGGGCCUGCUUCGUUGUCUCCAUUGUUAUGAUUGGCCUCUUGACAGCUUUCAUUGGCGACCUGGCUUCACACUUUGGCUGCACCAUUGGCCUGAAAGAUUCUGUGACUGCGGUCGUGUUUGUCGCCCUUGGAACUUCAGUGCCAGACACAUUCGCCAGCAAAGUGGCAGCCAUCCAGGACCAGUAUGCAGAUGCGUCCAUAGGUAACGUCACUGGCAGCAAUGCGGUGAAUGUCUUUCUGGGAAUCGGCGUGGCCUGGUCUAUUGCUGCCAUCUACCAUGCGACCAAUGGGGAACAGUUCAAAGUGUCUCCCGGCACGCUAGCUUUCUCUGUCACUCUCUUCACCAUUUUUGCUUUCAUCAAUGUGGGGGUGCUGCUGUAUCGACGGAGGCCAGAGAUCGGAGGUGAGCUGGGUGGGCCCCGGAUUGCCAAGAUCAUGACUUCCAGCCUCUUUGUGCUCCUGUGGUUCUUGUACAUUUUAUUCUCCUCCCUGGAGGCCUACUGCCACAUAAAAGGCUUCUAAAGGAACAAUCAGAUAUAGUAACUUUAUAUAUAUACAUAUAUAUACAUAAAAUUAUGUACAAUGAACAGAGGAAACUGACAUUUGUCAUGUUCACUUACCUGCUGAUGGAAUCCAGCUUCAAGAGCAUACUCUGUACUAGGGCCGAAGUCAGAAACCAUCACCUCCCAUUCCCGGGGCAUCGUCAUGUUGAACAAGAUGUGGAGGCAGGGCCAUCUUGCAGCUCUGUCUAAAAGGGCUGUACGCUCUCUAGGUUCAGAAAUGGCUAAGGUUUUGGGUUGUUUUCUUGUUUUUAAUUUUGUUUUCAGUGGGGUUGGGGAGGUACCUGAUGUUCUGAUGUUCAACUUUUGUUUCUGUUUUGUUUUGUUUCUGCUUUGCAUUGUUUGUGUUGGGAGGGUCAAGGUUCUUGUUUCUCCUUAUGAAACAUGAUGACCCAUCCAAAGAUACAUGGGCUUGACAUAAAAUUUGAAAUCAUUAAGAGUCUCCUCACCUCUUCCAAACACUUGUCCAUUACUUUGGAUUAAGAAAGAAUCUGGGCAUAGAAGAAGGAUGUGUUCUACACUAUAUUACCAAACUUCUCAAUUGUUUCCUGGAUGUGCUUAGAGACGAAGCUGCCUCUGAGAAGAAGCAUGGGAGCAGGAAUGGAGCCAGGAAGCCACCGUUCUAGAGUCUAGAUCUCUAGGAUAUGGUGCCUGGCACGCUUGUUCAACAGGUACAAGGAUAAUGUGCCUAGAUUCCCAGAAACAGGCAAAAACCCUUCCUUUCUGAUCUCUAAGCUCUGGACUGUGAUGAGCCAAGGCCCUUAUUCCUUCCAGCUAACCCGCCAGGUGUCCCAUUUCAAUCCUCCUCCUCCUCCCUACCCUGCUCUGUGCAAACAGAAAGACUAUCAUCCUUUUCCAUUCGCAUCAGUAUGUGUUCCAGCCCCACAAUGCUGUUGCCUGGGAUGUGUCCAUCAGUUUUAUUUUUGUAAGGCAUCCAUAGCUUGCCCAGUCCUGUUGCACUCAUGACUAAACAUUUGCUCCUUCUUCAUGUGCCUGUUUGGGAAUGUUGUUGUGAUACUUGUUACACAGUGCAUGGAUGAAAAAAAAUAAAUAAAACAAUGCGUUAUCUGUAUAUAGUAGAGUAUAGAAAAUACCAUCCUCUCAUUCAGCAAUGUUGAUGGGACAUUGAAGACAUAAAUGAGUUUUUCUUUUCACCUGAGUUGUUACUUUUGUGUUGUUACUGAGUUUGAGUAUUACUAGGGAUAGAAGAAGAAAAUGGCUUACUAUCCAUGAAUCUGCACACUUGUAUCUAAGAAGCAAUAACUGUCACGUGGAAGAUGUUAAUGCAAUUGAGGGGAUAGCAGGCCAGCUGCCAAGCUCCCCACAGAAGAUUAGCCAUGUGGAACACAUCAGAGGUCUCUCAUAACCACCUAUAAAUACAGGUAGGCCAAAGAAAAAAAAGCACUGGAGAGAAGUGGAUGCAUUAGAUGAGCCUGGAUCUUCAGAGCCACUGUUCCCAAACACCCUGUUCCCCCAAGUAUUUAUUGCACAUCUGCUCUGUCUGGCACAGAUGAUAGUGCUAGUUUGUUCAUUUCAUUUUAUUCUUUCAUGUAAAAGACUAUUUUGAGCCCUCUUUCUUGUCCUAUCCAGUCCAGAUCCCUCUGAAUUUGUCAGUAGUCCCUGAGUAAAAAUGAAGCCAGAGUGACCAAUGGGCCUUUCAAAAUAUGUCUCCUCUACUUACGAUAAAGAGAAGGCCAUCCAAUGAGAUUAGUACCUUCCAGGAGGAUUGCAGAAGAUAGGUUUAACCCUUGAAAAUGAAUGGCUCUUUCUAUGUCAGAAUACCAAAGAGCUGGACAAACGCAACAUCCCAAAGUAAUGAUUCUACCAGUGAGGAGCUAAGGAAUGAGUGCUCACCUCUCAGACUUCUUCACCUCUAAGGAGUCCCAGGCAGGAGGCAUUCCUGGUCCUCCAUUCUGAUUCAAAAAUACUUCAGAAUAAGCCCUUGAGACUUCUUUUCUCACUCUUCCAUGCAGUAAUCAUGACCAUUCAUCCUUUCAAUACGCAUUUAGAGAUUGAGUGAACAAUGAAGCAGCGGUUGCCAAGUCAGUAUGCCAGAUCGUGUGCAACCUCCCAAUGCCUGGAUCAUAACUAAGACAGCCUGGAUUCCUGGUCUCCAGGGAUAUUUACUCAGUGAGUGUGAUUGCCACAUUGAUGAGUACAAGUUAGCAUAGCUACAUUGAAAUAGUUUUGUCAAGCAAACAGAAAAAAAUUAUGAAACUCAACACAAACACACUAAAACUGAACAAAUUCAGCUGCCUAAAUAUCCAAGACACUUUUUAAAAGAGGGUAAGGGUUUUGUUUGACCAACUUGAAGAAAUGUACAUCUCUACCCAGUUUAAACCAAGAAGGGCAAUCAUGUUGAUGAUACACAUCACUGAGAAGGUGCAGAUACUCCUAACUUUUCUCUCUGUGGCAAAAGUCCUUUUCUGUGACCCAUUCCUGACCUGCCAUUGCCCUUCCCAAUACUGGUGACUACUUUGGGGGCCCAUUCUAACUCUUUUUUCUUGUUUGAGAUUUUAAAAAAUGGUGGCUAGUCUAGAAACAUCGAAUAAAAAUAGUCAAGGCAUAUAAGUUGUUUAAACACUAGAAAGAUUUCCUCUCACUCAUUUUUAGCCAUAUUUGAAAUGUCAAUAACCCUGUAGUCAAUCUUUACAGAGGAGUUUAAGAGAUUUCUUACUAUUGAUCAAUUUCAGUUUCAAAACUUUUCAUUUUGUUUGCCUUUUCAAGUUUCGUAACUAUAGGGAAAAUAUGAUUCUGGUUGUCCAGGGUUGUUAUUAAUUAUUAUAGUUGUGUAAAAUUAUUUCAUUUUGUUUGAUUAUUUUAUUUUGUGUUUAUUGUGCACAGCUUUGGGGGGGGGAAGUGCACUAAUUGUGCUGUUCCUUAUAAAUGGUACACAUUAUUGACACAGAAAAAUAAAGUUUCUAAUUGUUUAUGAUCUAA
Messenger RNA from Dipodomys ordii (Ord's kangaroo rat), 5936 nucleotides. It is a transcript of the gene Slc8a1, whose product is annotated as solute carrier family 8 (sodium/calcium exchanger), member 1. Gene Ontology annotation, molecular function: calcium:sodium antiporter activity. Gene Ontology annotation, biological process: sodium ion transmembrane transport; calcium ion import across plasma membrane; cell communication. The record is from RefSeq and is a predicted model, not a curated record. The transcript is spliced from 9 exons. Bases 133 to 2958 code for a protein of 941 amino acids. Gene Ontology annotation, cellular component: axon; sarcolemma; postsynapse. Lineage: Eukaryota; Metazoa; Chordata; Mammalia; Rodentia; Heteromyidae.